UACAAAAUGUUGGCUCGUUGCGCUGCCGGUGUGCUCUGUGUUCGCAGGAUACUGUUUCCUGCCGGCAAUUUCCGCUACUAUGCCGGUGCCUUUCAGAAAAGCUCCCACCUGAAGCCGGCCUCUUCUACUAUCGAUUUUGUGAAGGCAAAACUGGAGGCCAGCACCCCGCCGACGGUUGAAGAAUGGGGCAACAUCAGGAGGCACGUUUUGGGCGAACGGAGGUUCAACGACACCAACGUGGACAGCACCGUGCUGGGACUGUGUCCAAGUCUGGGAGUUGGCAAGUCGUACAUUGCGUAUCUUCAAUCGCAAGGCCUAGAGAUCAAUCUGGCAAUCAUGGGUAAACUGCUCAGACUCUACCGUUUUCCCGAUACCGAUCUGAACGAACAGGACGAGUCCGACAUUUGGCGAAUGUACAGCGAGCUGCGGGAACGGAAUGCCGUGCUAGAUGCCAACACCUGCGAGCACGCGAUAAACGCACUGACCCUAACGAAGCACUGGAAACAUUGCUUUGAGCUGCUGGAAAUGAUCAAAAUCAGUGGCACACCGGAUAGUUCCUCGUACAACUGCAUCGCUGCGAAGGCUUUUACUGAGGCAGACGAGGCCACCGGUUGGGCGAUGCUGCAGGAGAUGUGUGAGAAGAAGAGGCUUCCGAAUGACGAAACCUUCCUAGCCUGGCUGAACUACAGCCGGGGAAAAGGACACAACUUACUGGAAAACUUGGAGCGUCUAUUGCAAUUUACGCACGACAAUGCGGUGUUCCUUUCGAAGCGUGUAGGCAAGGAGUUACUCUCCCUCCCGAAGGAGAGUGGGAUCCUGGCACAUGAAACGCGUGUGACGGACCACGGCAAGUGUGCCCACUGUAAGGAAACCCUCACGAGUAUUGUCGUUCCCCAGGAAUCAUUUGAACGGUUAAAAGAACGAUUCCUACAAGCCGUGCUCAUCAGCAAGGAGAUAUUCAACAAAACGACGCCUGAAGAGUUGGGUCGUUUUCAGAAGUUUCUUCACAAAACCAUCCCCUACGACGUGGUGAUCGAUGGUUUGAACGUGGCGUUCUCAUCGGGAAAUCACAAAAACCCAGCUCUCUAUGCGAAACAAAUAGCAGCUGUUGUGCGGCAUUAUGUACAUCAGAAGAAGCGAGUCCUGGUCAUCGGUCGGCAGCACAUGGAUAAAUGGCGAUCGAAGGAUAUGAAGUACAUUCGCGAGAAUAGUUUCCUUUUUUUAACGGAAGAUUUGUCACAGGAUGAUCCUUUUUUGCUCUAUGCGGCCUUGGAGAGCGGUCCUCAUACCGAUUUUUUCUCUCGCGAUCUAAUGCGAAAGCAUUCCUUUCUGCUGGGCGACGGGUUGGGUGUUGUGUUCAAACGCUGGCAACAGGAGCAUCAGUACUCGUUGCUGUCCAUUCUUCCGGACGGAAGGGUGUUGAUAAAGGCACCCUUCAAGCACGAUCUGUAUGCUCACAAAUCCUCCUCCAACAACCGAUGGCAUGUACCAUUAGUGGAGAGUGGGUAUCGUAUUCCGAAAGUAGAGAAGCAAAGUGAAUGGCUGUGCAUAAGUGUGCAUUAAACACCCAAUAAAGUAGUUAAGGAGUAA
Anopheles aquasalis is the source of this 1590-nucleotide messenger RNA. RefSeq names its product mitochondrial ribonuclease P catalytic subunit (gene mldr). The record is from RefSeq and is a predicted model, not a curated record. Gene Ontology annotation, cellular component: mitochondrial ribonuclease P complex; mitochondrion. Gene Ontology annotation, molecular function: ribonuclease P activity; protein binding. Gene Ontology annotation, biological process: mitochondrial tRNA 5'-end processing; tRNA 5'-leader removal. Lineage: Eukaryota; Metazoa; Arthropoda; Insecta; Diptera; Culicidae.